GUUGGAGUCUUCCGCGUCUCAAGCUAGGGAGAUUUACUACUCCGAUCUGCCUCGUCCGUCUGUGACCAACGACCACCUCCCCGCCGCCCUUUACCAAUAUGACGGAGCUUCUUCACAUCUUGUCCCCGACCCUGAGACAGUGCCACACUAUGCCUUCGAGUACGUGGCACGAGAUCCCCUGCACGGCGGCCUGCAUGGGCAUUCGGAAACCCGCCAUGGCCAAGACACGCACGGCCGUUACUUCGUGCUGCUUCCAGACGGUCGCUUGCAGACGGUUCACCUACAUCGCCAACGAGCGCGGCUAUUUCCCCCAGGUCGUGUACACCGGGGACGCGAAGCCCGCCAUUGCCAUCAAUACUCCUCAAGAAAUACAAAAGCCUUUCCAUCAAACCCUAAAGCCUUUCUACGUGAAGGACAAGCUGGUGAUGCCACACGCGGUGCUCUUCAAACCUAAGUCAGCGUAUCUGAUUAAGUACGGCAAGCCAUUCCCUCUCCACUCACAUUCCUCACACGGUGUUUCCUUAAAGCCGAAGUACGUCACGCGAACACCUAUCCAGCCUCUCCUCAAGCCCACUCACUCCCCGGGUCCCACAUCCUUACCUCACACGAGUUACGGCUCAUCUCCUAUUCCUAUCUUUCCCCCUGGACCGCACAAACACCCUCCUGGUCCUGCUCCAUCUAUUUCAGUGGUGUCAGGAUCUCCUCUAUUACCAUUUAGUCAUUCCAGUACCACAGUGUCCCCUAAACCUUCUCAUUAUAUUCGUCCCACUCUGGGUUCUGUAAUCUCCCCCAAACCACAUAUUAUCACGAAAUCACAACACAGACCUUUUUCAAAGCCACCCUCCAUUACCACAACACAUUCUAAAGUCUCUCAUUUCUUCCCUCCUGUUACUCCUACCACUCCUAAACCGUCCUACCAUCCCAGCAUCACUGCUACACUUAAACCUGACUUCUCUCCUCAUCACCCAACUACUAUAACGACUACAUCCCACCCUACACUGCCACCUCUGCUUUCAACUUUUACACCCACCCCGAAUCCUUUCUUUCAUCCUACCCUCUCCUCUAUUAAGCCUGGACUUACUCCUCAUCCUCAUCCACAUCCUCACGUCGUUACAUCUCACUCCUCCACGGUUAUCCCUCAUCCUCAUCCUCCUACUAUCACAACACCUCAGCCAGUCUCGUUCCCUUUUCUCCCUACCAUUACUACAAAAAAACCGGGCUUUAAUCCAUCCCUUCCCGCUCCUGUUAUAACCUCGAUAGACCCGCAUCAUCCGCCUCAUAUCACAACGUCGUCACCACAUCACUCCUCGCAUCCCCCUCAUAUCACCACGUCCCUGCCCAAGUUCUCCUACCGCUAUCCUUUCGUUACUACAAGCGGGCCGAAAGUCACACCCCAUUCCUCUGUCGUCACCUUACCGCCACCACCAUUCUACCCUACAUCACCGCGACCAACGCCAUUUCCUCCCACUGUCAUCACCACAGCAGGACACAAUCCGCACCAUCUCUCUUUCCACCAUGAUCAUCACCACUUUCUAGAUCACGGCAUUCAUUAUCCCAGUGGCUUCCUCGAUGCUCAUGGUUCUAAGACGCCACGACCUUCUGUCACUACCAGUAUCGUCACGCCAGAUCCGCACGACCAUCUGACGAUAUUUGAAUAUACUGAAAGACCACGCCGCCUAGCCACCACCACCUCCGUCACCACCUCCACCAGUAAGGAGCGAAAGCCAACCCUCAAGCCAAAACCUGUAUUCACAUCAACAGAAUCAUCAUCAGAAUCUCUCUUCAGGGAAAAUCUCGAGAAGACGAUUUUCGUGACCUCGCGGCCGAAGUCUGAAGAAAGGCAACACAAAGAUUAUAAAUUACCGAAGUCACGCGAUGUUCUCAAUGGCUCAUUUCUGGCGACCUUGAAACCUGAUAACUUCGAACACACGUCUAAUUCAUUCGUCACCACGCCAGGGACUUACAUUUCCAGCGAAAGUCGAGAGGAUUCACCUGGAACUCCAACCCCUAACCCUCAUACGUCAACCCCAGCAUUCUUCACCACUGUUUCAGACGCUCGGGUCACCACUACUAUCACUCCCAAUGACAUCGAUGACUCCUACGAGACGCCUUUUUCACCUUCCAAACCCAUAUCCAUUGACUUCACGCCGAAGAGACCACCACUGUCGCAUAACAGACCCUCGGUACAGCCUCAGGCAAUCCCACCAUCCUACCACGCAGAUCCUCACAAGUACUCCAUAGGUAUCAGAGUGAAGUCCCGUACUCCACCUGCUUCCCUUUCACAUGGUGUUCUGUACCGCUCUAAUCCAUUGUCCCCAUCUUCAAAUAACAACAAUUCUCCAUAUUACAGCACAGGCUUCCAGUCUUACUUAGAUACAGCACUUGGCUCCCCACAGUCCAGGGAGUCUACAUCCUUUGCCCCAGUCUCUCAUGACGAUCCGAGUGUCAAUUCUUAUCUCCAAUCUUUCCUUCAUCAUCCAGACUUACUAAUCACGCCGUGGUCAGAUGAUCCCCAACAUCUCUCCUCAAUGAAUAAAGAUCCUUACCACGGACGAUUCCUCGACAUUCAUACCAGUUCAGAAUCCUCGAAACAGCAGCAUCACCAAACGCAAUUGCAGUCUUGGAAACCACUCGCUGGUCCUGUAUCCUUUCCCUCUGAAAACUACACUCCAUUCACUUCCUCUUCAGUUAAGCGAGCAGCUCCAUCAAGUUAUCGGCGCUAGAUGACUGCAGUGUUUCGCUAAUGCUUGUGUCUGUGUCGGACGUCUUCACAUACCAGAACUGUCACUCACCCAGACCGCAAGACCCGAGGAAGCCGACCCCACUUAUCGAUUUGACAAAUACAAGGCGAGCAUCUCCUGCUUGUUAUCUGCGCUAUAGGUGAACUCUGUAUAGUUUGUAGUUAGGAUCUGUGGAGGAUGUCGUCAUCCAUCAGACCUGUCACUUGCCUUGACCAUGCAAGACUCGAAGGACAACAUAACACUUCUUAUUUUAUCGCUAGAAGAGGAAAACAACACUAUAAACUACCUGCGAUUCUUAUACUUAUGUAGAGGUGAUAAUGGAGGGAUGGGAAGGGAAGGAGGAAGGGAGUUGUAGUAUAGUUGUAAGGAGUUUUUUUUGGGGGGGGUUGGUAGGUAAAA
This is a messenger RNA of Portunus trituberculatus (swimming crab), 3140 nucleotides long. RefSeq names its product mucin-6-like. Lineage: Eukaryota; Metazoa; Arthropoda; Malacostraca; Decapoda; Portunidae. The transcript has 2 exons. The record is from RefSeq and is a predicted model, not a curated record. The coding region runs from base 99 to 2723 and encodes 874 amino acids.